GACAAUGCCGAUGUGGAGCUGCAGCAGCGAGCCGUGGAGCUACUGCAGCUCUCCCGGGACGAGGAGAACCUGGACCAGGUGCUGAGACCGAUGCCUCCGUCGGAGCCUCGGAUGUUCGCAUUGUCUACGUACGCAGAGAGCGUGCAGAAGAACAACCCUCUGGUCCAGCGCCUGAAAUUCUCGGCCAAGAACAGGGCGCACACACGUGCGGAGCUGGAGGAGGCCAGCAAUCUUUCUCCCUUUGGUUGUUUUCGCAGCGACACAGCGCGAGACGACUGCAAGCUGCGGAUGGUGAUCUUCUUGUCUGCAAAGGCGGCGAAGAGCGAAGGCGGCAUGUACAAGCCAGGCCGUGGAAAGGCCGAGAGCGACGGGAGGAUCAUGGAGCUGCCGGACCCAGGCCGUCCCAAGGCCAGCUCCCCUGCUUCGCCGAAGGUUCAGGAUGCGUCGGGGUCCGAGUCGUCGGACUCCGAGGAAGAUGCUGGACCCGCACGGAGCAACGGCACGGCCGCGGGUGCAGGGAGCAGCCCAAAGGACUUAUGGUCGCAGCUUUGCAUCCUGCCGCAGGGCAGGUUCUACACCUCGCCACAGCUCGUCUUGGAGCUGAAGCAAGAGUACAAUACUGCGACAGGCCGCCUGACGAUUACCUUCGUCAACUCUGCCAAGGCUCCUAUAGGCAACAUCCGAGUCCAGAUUCCGCAGGUGGAUUACAUGCGAAUCCAGACCUUCAGUGAGGUGCCCGCUUCAUUGAAGCCUGGCGAGCAGGCCAGCCACUUCGUCCAGGUUCAGUGCCUGCGCCCCUUCCUACAGCCCGCCAAGUACCUGGUGGAGUACUGCACAGCUCCUGGCGAACCACCUCAGCAGCUGCCGCUGCUGCUGCCCGCCGUCGUGACGAAAUUCAUGACGCCCGCGCAAGUGCAGAUGGGCCAGUUUCGGCCUUUCUUUGAAAGCUUGACGGGGCCGCGGGAGCUCGUGUUGGAUGGCCAGGCCAAAGCUCAGCCGAGCGAGUGGGCCAAGUAUCUGGAGAAGGGCUUCAACAUGUUCGUCCUCCCUGAGAGUGGGCCGACUGCAGCCUUCGCUGCAGGCACGCUGAACACGGCCACGCCUGACCCGCAACAGCCCGAGAAGAUGAUGACCGUCCCUGUCCUUGUCCGUUUGCAGUACGACGGGCGCCGGCUCUUGCGGCUCAUCGUCCGGACCCAGCACCCCGAGGUUACCAACGCCAUCGGGAAGAUCAUGCAGAGCUACCUCCUUGUUCUAGUCUUCCUCGUGGUCGCUUGCGUGGGAGUGGCCGCUGUAGCUUCAGGUGCUUCCAAGGAGCCGACCAUCAAUGGUCCUGUGAUCGGCGUAGAUCUUGGGACCACUUACUCUUGCGUCGGCAUCUACAAGCAGGGCAGAGUCGAGAUACUUCCCAACGACCAGGGAAAUCGCAUCACACCCUCGUAUGUGGCGUUUACUGAUGAAGAGCGGCUCAUAGGCGAGGCCGGAAAGAACCAGGCCGCGGUAAAUCCCACACAGACCUUGUUUGACGUGAAACGUUUGAUGGGGAGACGCUUCAAGGACUCAACCGUGCAGGAGGACAUGAAGCUGCUACCAUUCAAGAUUGUGGAGAAGGGCGGGAAACCGAUGAUCAGCGUCAAGGUGAAGGGUGCGGAGAAGAUCAUGCCUCCGGAGGAGGUGUCCUCCAUGGUCCUCGCAAAAAUGAAGGAGACAGCUGAGAACUAUUUGGGCCAGGAGGUUCAGCAUGCGGUCGUGACUGUACCGGCAUACUUCAAUGAUGCACAGCGCCAG
Symbiodinium necroappetens is the source of this 1788-nucleotide messenger RNA. NCBI's taxonomy places the organism in Eukaryota, Dinophyceae, Suessiales, Symbiodiniaceae. The record is from the annotation of a GenBank genome assembly.